AUGCUGACAGAUUACAAUAAACACAGAAACCAGGGAAUUGUGGAAAUCCAAAUGCACGUUGAGAGAAGGACUGUUGAAUCUUCCUGUCAGUCUUUAAGGGGGUCGAGGAGUACAACGACUAUCAUAAGCGCGUACAUUGAAGGAGUGCCACUAUGGCAGUCUUGGUUUGUUGGAGCAACAGUGACAAUGGCAGCAAGCUUUUUGACAACACCAUUCCUUGUCGAGAGAAAGAAAUUCGGGGACCGAGCUUGCUGGAAUACCUACUAUGCCUCCAUUAAUCCAUCUGAUGCCAUUGAAGAACACCGUCUAGCCUUUGGAAUAGAGCAAAGACUUCUCCUUCUCCAAUAG
Messenger RNA from Echinococcus granulosus, 348 nucleotides. RefSeq lists its product as hypothetical. The record is from RefSeq and is a predicted model, not a curated record. Lineage: Eukaryota; Metazoa; Platyhelminthes; Cestoda; Cyclophyllidea; Taeniidae. The transcript is spliced from 2 exons. Bases 1 to 348 code for a protein of 115 amino acids.